Molecule: messenger RNA, 390 nt
Organism: Seminavis robusta
Lineage: Eukaryota; Bacillariophyta; Bacillariophyceae; Naviculales; Naviculaceae
Source: the annotation of a GenBank genome assembly
AUGAAUAAACUGUUAGAAGCGAGUUUGAACGGUAUGGAAGAGGCCAUCGUACCAAAGCACACCAAGAAAACAAGCGAAGAGGAGACAACGUUCGUUAGACUGGAGAAGAAGAAGGAUAAUGAGGAGAGCGGAGAAGAAGAGGGAGAGGAGGAAGAGGAAGAGGAUGCACCAAAACAGGAGGCGCCGAUGAAACCUGAGACACCAGAAGACGAACCCGAGCCCGAUUGGAGCUACUACAGACACCAGUGGGGGCCGCAACACCGAGAUUGGAGUUACUAUCCACCAUCACCACCACCAGGGUACGGACGGCCUUACGGAUACCCGCAUUAUUAUAAUGGGGGAGAUCAGAGACCUCCUUACUAUGAAAGACGUCACUGGCACUGGAAUUAA